AGCCCGCGGACCGCCCCACGUCCCGCCGGCGCCGGGGCGGCCGCGUUCCCCGCCCUCCUCCACUCCACCCCUGGCUACCCGCUCCCGCCCGAGAGGAGGAGCUGAGGCGAGGGGGAGGAGGAGGCGGGAGAGGUUUGCGAGAGGGAGCGAGGCCGCGUUAGCCGCCGGCGGUUCGUAUUACCGGGGUCGGGAGGAGGAGCCGGGCCGGGCCUGCGGACGAACGCCGGGCGGGCGGGAGGCGCGGAGGCAGCGGAGGCUGCUCGGCCGCAAGGAGGCAGGCGGGAGGCCAGGGGUGCAGAAUUGGGGCGGGAGGCUCCCUUCACCCCCGCAGCCCUCCGCCCGGGUCCAGGUGGCCAGGCCUCACGUGCCCGCAGGCCUGGGGAAGGUGGAGACAGGGGCGGGGGUCCGCGCAGAGGCCUGCACGGCGCGGCCAGGUGAUGGUGGGCCUCUGUGUUUCUCCAGACGAAAGGGGACCCCCGGAGCGGCCGUGCCCCUGGGCUGCCCCCGCGAGGCGUUUUGACAUCAGCCAUAGGGAAGUCGGGGAGCCCUGAGCCUGCCUGUUUCCGUUAAGUGUCCUUAGGAUGCAGUGAUUAAGGAAUUAGGCUCUCCCUCCGGGAGGGGCACUGCCUGUGCUAGUGAACUCGGGGGCAGAGAAACAGGACAGGAUGAUGCUGUCCGAGCAAGCCCAAAAGUGGUUUCCAACCCACGUGCAGGUCACAGUGCUCCAAGCCAAAGAUCUGAAGCCAAAAGGCAAAAGUGGUACCAAUGACACAUACACUAUAAUUCAGCUGGGCAAGGAAAAGUACUCCACCUCUGUAGCUGAGAAAACCCUUGAGCCAGUUUGGAAGGAGGAGGCCUCUUUCGAGCUACCUGGAUUGCUAAUGCAGGGAAGUCCAGAGAAAUACAUUCUUUUCCUUAUAGUUAUGCACAGGUCCCUGGUGGGUCUGGAUAAAUUUUUAGGGCAGGUGGCAAUCAAUCUCAAUGACAUCUUUGAGGACAAACAAAGAAGGAAAACAGAGUGGUUUAGAUUAGAAUCCAAACAAGGAAAACGAAUCAAAAACAGGGGUGAGAUAAAGGUCAAUAUUCAGUUUAUGAGGAACAAUAUGACCGCAAGUAUGUUUGACUUAUCAAUGAAGGACAAAACCAGAUCUCCUUUUGCAAAGUUAAAAGAUAAGAUGAAGGGUAGAAAAAAUGAUGGAACAUUUUCUGAUACGUCUUCUGCAAUCAUUCCAAGUACUCACAUGCCCGACGCCAAUAGUGAAUUUUCAAGUGGUGAAAUACAGAUGAAAUCCAAACCAAAAAAGCCUUUUCUUUUGGGUCCUCAGCGACUCUCGUCAGCGCAUUCAAUGUCUGAUUUAUCUGGGUCCCAUAUGUCUUCUGAGAAACUGAAGGCUGGCACCACAGGUCAAACACAUCUUCUCGGACACCAGUUAGAUUCCUUUGGAACAGUUCCAGAAAGUGGAAGUCUCAAAUCUCCACACAGAAGAACAUUAAGCUUUGAUACUUCUAAAAUGAACCAACCUGACAGCAUUGUGGAUGAAGGUGAAUUGUGUUUCGGAAGACAAAAUGACCCAUUUACAAAUGUGACUGCUUCAUUACCCCAAAAAUUUGCAACACUGCCAAGGAAGAAAAAUCCAUUUGAAGAAAGCAGCGAAACAUGGGACAGCAGCAUGAAUUUAUUUUCAAAACCAAUUGAAAUAAGAAAAGAAAAUAAAAGAGAGAAAAGGGAGAAAGUUAGCCUGUUUGAAAGAGUGACUGGAAAAAAAGAUAGCAGAAGAUCUGAUAAACUUAACAAUGGGGGAUCUGAUAGCCCUUGUGACUUGAAAUCACCUAAUGCAUUUAGUGAAAAUCGCCAGGACUAUUUUGAUUAUGAGUCAACCAAUCCAUUUACAGCAAAAUUCAGGGCUUCAAAUAUAAUGCCAUCUUCAAGAAAUACUUUGCUGACCCCUGCAGUAGCUGAAUGGAGAGGAUCUUUGAGAUGGGCAGAGCUUUUUCAUAUGAGUCCAACAAGCAAUGAAGACCUCAGGAAAAUCCCGGACAGCAACCCCUUUGAUGCCACUGCAGGGUAUCGUAGUCUGACCUAUGAAGAGGUUCUACAGGAGCUGGUGAAACACAAAGAACUCCUUAGGAGGAAAGACACCCACAUCCGGGAACUCGAGGACUACAUCGACAACCUCCUUGUAAGGGUAAUGGAAGAAACGCCCAGUAUUCUCAGAGUGCCAUAUGAACCAUCCAGGAAAGCUGGCAAAUUCUCUAACAGUUAAUAAAGCCAAUUGUAUUGUAUUGAUAAUUGGACAAAGAGAGAGAAAGAAAGAAGGAAGGAAGGAAAAACUUGUUACUGAAAGAGACUACACUAUCAGGUUUCAUUACAUAUUCUCCUUUAUUGUGAAGAGUAGUUUUACCUGUAAAUAUUAGCAGGGACUAUCAAGAGUGACCUUUGAAGCAAGCUAAAUCAUUUAAAUGUUUAAAUUGAAAAUGGGCCAGAUUCUCAAUGAAUAAGUGGUUCCUUAGGACUCACUCAGGUGCUGGUACUGACCCACUAAUCUGCCAUAGGCCCAGAAAUAUCUUCAGAAGUACGUGAGUUGUUCCUCAGGAAUAGAUUUUUCAUAAAGCAGAAUUGAUGCUGUGGCUGGUUUCUCAGAAAUCAGUUUGUAGAAAUAUUUAGCUUCAGGAAUACUGCUCGUUAUAAACACUACUAAAAAAACAGUUUAUAUUUUAUAUACACAUAUGUACAUGAAUAUAUAUAUAUUCAUGUAUCUUGUAUAUAAAAUAUAGGCAUAUACCUCAUAUAUACAUGUGUUUUUAGAACAUUUAGAAACAAUUGAUUGCCUCUAAAGUUAGGCUACCAAUUUCUUGAUUUGAAAAUGUGUGUGCUCUAUUGAUGCAAGACAAGUCAUCAUUCCUACUGUCAUGGUUUGUUAUAGAGAAGCUGCUUCAAAUCACUCUUGACUACAUGGACCUUGGUUUCAAAGUGAGCUGCUAUAUAUUAUUCUAGCAUCAAAGUUUUUCUCUUUCCCCAAAAGUGAUGAUCUCAAGUCCUUUUUUAAAGAAUGACAAAUUUUAGGAGACUUCAUUAACUUCAUAACAGCAUGAAUUUAUUUGAAUUAAUUAUCUUAACAUUUGAGUUUGUUUAAGGUAUAAGCAGAAGAUAAGCUAAUAUAGCUUGUUUUGUUGAAAUUCUGCAUGCCUUUAAAUCACUAGCAAAGCAAAUACUAUAAAGUUAUAUCUGAAAAUAAUUGUGGGAAGUAUGUGAUUGCCUGGUGUGUCUGAUAACCCAAAGCAGCGGGCAGAUUCCAGGAAUGAAGAAUUAGGCUUGGUUUCAGGUUACAUAAAUAAUAGAGCAGAUGGUUGCCUUUGGGUCUUGAACCAAAAUAAGACUUACUAAAGGAAGAGUGAGUUUUUAGAAGAGACCUUUACUAGCGUGACAUUAUGCAUUACUCCACAUCCACCCUUUAAGAAUUGAUUUAUUACAAAAUUAUGUUCUAUUUUAAAGUCCACUCCCCCAAAAUAUUGAUUUCUUCCAUGGAUUAUUUUUAUAUGAUUUGUACAAAUUUUUUCUGAAAUUUAAAUUGACAAGCAAUGUUAUAAAAAUAUUGCUAAUCUUCUGCUUGUUUUUCAGCCUUAAAAGUCUGAAAUACUAUAAAACACUGAGAGUAUCUAUGUCUUUCUGAAUUUAAAAUGAAAAUUCAUGUCCAUAUGGAGACUUACAUAUUCCCCAAUCUUUCCAUGAAUUGCAGUUUUUUCUAAUACUUAUCUCUGUUAAGACUCCAUUGAAAGUUAAAUAAAAAGCCGAUAUAAUAGUUUGGGAUUUUUUUUUGCUUAUUUUAGUAUUUUGAAUCAGAGAAUACUUGGCCAAGCUCGUAUUUGUAAACUAAAACCCCUUGUUAUUUGUAUCUUCUGCAUUUCAGUUUUACUGUAAGAACAUACGUUUUGAAAUUAUGAACUUUUUUUCAUAAAAAUUAAAUGCUUUAAGAAAUGGAGAAGGAAAAAUAGCUUUUAUCAAUUUUUUUCUCCUCAAGAUUCUGUAAUAAACCUCAAAGUCUGGUAUAGAAUGGUAUUUUCCCGUUUGAGGUCUUGGUAGUUUUUUUUUUUCUAAACAUGGUGCCACUUUUAAUUAACUAAAUGUUACAAAAUUCUCAGCAUUUGUUUUUGUCUGGUAGUAUUAUUGAGUCUUUUCAUACACUUCUUAAAAUGUGAAAAUCUAUGUUUUCAGUAUUAUGACAGUAUCUGCAGAUACUAUAAUAAUAUGCUUUGGCCAAAUUUGCUGUUUAUAGAGUGAACCAAGAUGUCAGUUUUGUAUUGGGGAUAUGUUUUACAUAAAUAGAACUCAUUUAAAAGUAUGGUUCAAGUACUGCUCUUCUUUUUAUGGGGAAAUUGAUUUUUAAGGAGCGAUUCUUUUCCUAUAUAAAAGCUAUUGAGGCUUAGCUUUAUUCAUACAUGAGUGAUUUGGUUAUAACUCAAUCAAAAUUUUUAUCUUUAAAUCUGAGACAAGUAUUAUAUUUAAAACUAGAUCUAUUAAUACAUUCAUCACUGCCUGAAAAUUUGCUGUUCUAAUGUUUGUGAAUUUUCACUCAUUACCUAGAGUAAACUUACUGCAUAUUUUCAUAAUCAGUCAAAAUAAUAAAACUAAAAACAAAAAGAAAAAAUUAGUUCCCAAGUAAAUAUAUCAGUGUUUCCUGUGUUUGGGCAGAAGUGCAAAGUAGUUUUAAUUUCUCACGUUGUAGAAAAAGAGGCCAAAAAGGUCACCUUAGUUUAUUUUUCCAAAGCAUAACUUUAGGUAUUCUAAUGUAUUUUGUUAGUUGCUUAGAAAUGGAAAUAAAAUAUAUGUGCUUAUUAAAUAAUGCACAAUACACUAGAUUAUAGAGUUUAUUUUUGCUUUUAUGCUUUAAAGAAUGCAUGCCCAAAACACUACUACCAACAAGAGGAUUUUUUAAAAUCACAGAAUUGAUAUUUAUCUCAAGACUAUCUUAAGCUAAUGUACUUCUGUUACAUAAUUAAACUAUUUCUGCUAUUAUUUUUAAAGCGGUAUUAUUUUAUAACCAAUUCUAAAAUUCAGCUUUAAAACUAUUGAACAUACCUUCCUACCACUUACGCUUCAAGUUUCAUUUAUUGAAUACCAGGGUCAUAUCUUAGAAUUGUAUAUAAAACAACAUGUAACCCAUUCAUGAAAAACGUUUAAGUAUUGCUUUUUGCUGCUAUGUUCUGCAUUGAGCCUAGUUUUGCCAUUGUCCCCUGAAUGUAGUAUUAUCCAUAGAUUAUACAUAACUACGUCUGUUGCUUUUGGCGGUAAAUCAAGAUUUAGUUGUAAUUUUCCAGCAGUGAAAAUGUUGCCUUGUAUUUAAAAGGGUUUCAUGAAUGGAAACCUAAGUAAAACUAAGCUCAUUAGUGACAGACUUGUUUUCUUCAUGUUAUUCCUCCAGCAACUCCCUCACCACCACGCCUCCCUGCCUACCAUCCCCGGAAGGGUGCUUAUUCUUUAACAAAGAGAAUCUAAAAAAAAAAACAAAAAACUGUUGUCUAAUAUAUCUACAGUAAAUGUUACACUAGAGCUUUUAUUUUCCUCUGUAGCUUUUCAGAAGAAGCAAUUUACCUUGGAUUUGUAAAUCAAGCUGAAACUUUUUUGAUGUUCAUGUACUCAUGUGUCUUGUAGGUGGUAGGUGUCACUUGUGUGUAUGUGUAAGUGAAGUAUGAUGCAUGCUCAUUCACUUGGUCCCUUUGAAGUAAGGGAAAGGAUCACAGUGCUGCUGGGCCAUGAUGGUAUGUAGAAGGGUCUGUCAGCACACAUGGAAAGCCCCCAUUUGCACAGAUGUAGAACUUUAAUAAUCCAGAUGCAAUCAUUGGAAGUAUUUAAUAUGCAAUUGGUAGCACCUUAGCUAAUUAAUCUGCAUAUGAAGCAUUUUCUGAUAUAUUUAAUAAGAGGUAUAGAAGCUCUUCAAGCAUUAAAAUAGAGUUGAUGUUUCAUUCCAUUUAUUUUAUCCAUCAAAAAAUGCACUCUCACAGUGGAGUUGAAGUCUAAUACAUGAUACAUGUGGGCCUGUUAAUCUUCGAAGCUUCCAGAUGGUUUGUGUUUUGAGGUACAAAAAAAUGCUGCAGAUCUAGAAAUGCAUAUAUUUAGCGGGUAUUUGAAAGAUAGAAACAUUAUUUAUAACUGAAGAGUAUAACACUUAUCUUCUUAAGUAAAUGCUCUCAUAACUUGUAUACAUUUUUGCAGGUACAAAUUCAAAAGUAUGUAAGCAUUGUAUAAUGUGACAAUUGUAUAAUUUAUGUAAUCUGAUGCAUGAAUCAGAAUUUUUAUAUAAUAUAUGAUUAUUGACUUAUAGUUGAUUAAAGUGUUUAAACUUAA
This is a messenger RNA of Pan troglodytes (chimpanzee), 6343 nucleotides long. RefSeq names its product RAB11 family interacting protein 2 (gene RAB11FIP2). Gene Ontology annotation, biological process: regulated exocytosis. Gene Ontology annotation, molecular function: small GTPase binding. The transcript is spliced from 6 exons. Lineage: Eukaryota; Metazoa; Chordata; Mammalia; Primates; Hominidae. The record is from RefSeq and is a predicted model, not a curated record. The coding region runs from base 666 to 2264 and encodes 532 amino acids. Gene Ontology annotation, cellular component: phagocytic cup; endosome.